AUGUUUGAGGUGAUGGAUUAUUCAACUGGACAAUAUAGUGAUAUAUGGUCUUAUACGCAUCAAAGUUCGACUUCUAAGGAAUGGUCGAGGUUAGCCGCUGAUGGUAGCAGAUCGUAUGCUGAGCAUUUUAGCCAAAGUAUUAGGAGUAUAGAGGAUGUACUACAAGACUUGACAACUGUUACACAACGUAGUGACUAUGAUACUUCAUCUUCCGAGUUAUCAAGUGAAUCUGAUUUUGUUAUUUCCAGUGUGACGCCAGGGGAAACAUCGACAGCGGUUACUAAUGAAUUGCUUCCAGCAACAGUAGGUUCUGAUCAGAUUGGGAUUUCACAGCCACGGAAGUACGCUGACUUGUAUCCAAUCUACAAUAGUUUAACCCCGGCUCCACCGGCUCAAACUGUGGUACCUGAGCAUUCAAGGUUUUUUGUUAUCAAGUCAUUUAAUCUCGAGAACAUAAAGGCCUCGUUUCAGCAUAAUGUUUGGACAUCUACUAAAAGGGGUAAUCUAAGGUUAUCUAAGGCCUACUCAUCGUUGCCUUCGGGCGCUAAGGUGUUCUUAUUCUUUAGUGUUAACAAAUCAGGUAAAUUCUGUGGCGUUGCUGAAAUGAAGUCCAAUAUAAUCCAAAGCGACCCAAGAAAUAGCAUAUGGCACUGUGAAUCAGGACAUCAAUUCAGCGACCUCUUCCUAGUGGAGUGGAUACGUGUCUGCGACGUCCACAACCGGUUGCUAAAACACUUCAAUAUUAUGGAUCCUGAUGGCGGUUUCAAACCAAUGACUCACUCACGUGAUGCAGAUGAAGUUGAUAUUGAGAUAGGACGGACUAUAUUGAAGCUAUUUAUGAACUCAAAGAAAACAAGGCCUUCAUUCCUGGAAGAUUAG
Molecule: messenger RNA, 879 nt
Organism: Eremothecium sinecaudum
Lineage: Eukaryota; Fungi; Ascomycota; Saccharomycetes; Saccharomycetales; Saccharomycetaceae
Gene: PHO92
Product: mRNA-binding phosphate metabolism regulator
Exons: 1
Coding region: 1-879 (292 amino acids)
Biological process (GO): mRNA destabilization
Cellular component (GO): cytoplasm
Molecular function (GO): mRNA binding; N6-methyladenosine-containing RNA reader activity
Source: RefSeq, a predicted model, not a curated record